Molecule: messenger RNA, 2135 nt
Organism: Suillus paluster
Lineage: Eukaryota; Fungi; Basidiomycota; Agaricomycetes; Boletales; Suillaceae
Product: HEC/Ndc80p family-domain-containing protein
Exons: 8
Coding region: 87-2033 (648 amino acids)
Biological process (GO): attachment of mitotic spindle microtubules to kinetochore
Cellular component (GO): Ndc80 complex
Source: RefSeq, a predicted model, not a curated record
AUUGUCUUGACUCUUGACCGCGACGCGCGACGCGUCGAGCACAUCAAAUUCAUAUCAUAUUAUAACCACCAUUUCUUGACAAUAUCAUGUCGGAAGCGCUUCGCCGCUCUACCAUGCAACCUGCCACUGACAUAUAUGGCAACACUCGGUCAGGCCUACCAAUGCCAUCAACAGCAAAGAAAGCAUCAUCGUCUGCUAUGCGCAUGUCGCUCGCUGGGCCAGCAGCCCGCACACCCUACCUGCCACAGGGCGCUGGUUCUGGUUCAAAUUCAGGACAUGCCAGUCAUCGGUCACAGAAUGUGAAUCCACUGCUGCAAAGUACGAGUAAACCAAAUUAUGGGCGUACACCUUUAACCAAUUCCUCUAGGAGGGGCUCAAUAUGGACAGGUGGUGCGUCUCUCGCUCCACCUUCCAGCAGUCAAACAUUCAAGGACCCUCGACCGAUUCGAGAGCGCUCGUAUCAAUCGAAAAUGAAGCAAGAAAUAUACUCCUGGCUGCAAGCGACGGAAUUUGACAUCUCUAUGCAAACACUGUCGAACAUUACUGGCAAAGAUUACCGAGCUAUGUUUCAACACCUUGUGGCUAUUGUGGACCCUGGAUACCCGUUUGAUACUCGCCUUCGCUUUGAAGACGAAUUUCAACCCGCUCUCAAAGCUCUGCGAUAUCCGUUUGCCUCACAAAUUGACAACAAGUGGCUGGCUGCUCCAGGCAGUAUGCAUUCAUGGCCUGCUCUACUAGCAGCCUUACAUUGGCUCGUUGAGAUGGGAAAGGCCCGGCUGAACUAUUUGGAGAGCGAGGAUGACCCCACACUACAAAUUAUUGACAGAAUUCCCGAAGAGUUUAGCGACCCUAUUCAUCAUCAGGCGCUUGCAUUCGAAUACUUUUCAGAAGCAUAUGUUGCUUUUUUUCACGGCGCAGAUGUAUUCCACGAACAGGACAAAGCACUGGAAGCUAGCUAUGCAAAGAAGAACGAGAGGGUGGUUGGCGACUUAGAGGAGAAGAAAGGACUACUAGCACGAGGAACGAAGGAGUUGGAUGAACUUCAGUCAUCUAAGGCACCUCUGGAAAAACUCCAGAAAAUUCGGGCGUGCAUCUUGGAUGACCGAGCCAAAUUUGACGACGUUUUGCACCGCUUGGAGUCACGGAAGAGACAGCUCACUGAAUCGGUAGCUCGCGAGAAAGCGGAACUCGCUGCUCGAUCUCAAAACUUGGAGCAACUGAAGGCCGAGCAUGAAAAACUUACCGAGGUUGUGAAAGUUCAGAACUUGACACCAGAAGAAGUGAUUCGCAUGAACACUGAUCAUGAAACACUGGCACGCAAUCUGGAGGACCUCAAAUACAAGAUUUCUGAAGCGCACAAGACAGUCAUGUCGCUGGAAGUUAUAACAACCAACCGUGGAGCUGCAGCAGAAGAGGCACUAGAUCUCUAUGGCAAUCUUCUAUCUAGCCUGGGUUUGUUUCCCCCUCUCCCGCCCCCAUUCGAGAACACCGACCUCAGGUUGGAGCUGAACACGGCCACUGCGAAUCCUCAGCAGCUACUGCUAGGUUCUGAUAUCCGCAAGGUCAUAAAACCUACACUAAGCAGCGUGGCCGAAAUUAAGAGAACGGACCGAGCAGACAUUGAAAGCGAGCGCAUCAAGGUGGAUCACGAACUUGAUCAGAUGACUCUGGAAUGCGAGAACGUCGACGAGGAGGUGCGAGAAAUUGAGAAGAAGGUGAUGAGCCUGAAUGAGCAGGCGGAUGACCUUCGAGACGCUGCUCAACAAGAGUCUAUGGUAAGCAAUGCGGAAACUGCCCGACUGGAGAGAGAACUUGCCCAUGCGCGCACGGCCGCUUUAUCGAGUGGAAUGGGGGUAAAAUCAAGACUUCAGGCAUUGCAAUUCGACUAUCGAGAGCAAAUAGCGAAGGUUUCACGAGUGAAAGAUGAGACUAUCAGAGCUAUUGCCAAGAACAGCAAUGAAAUCGGUCUCUUUAAAGAAGAAGUUUCUGCGCAACUGCGGCGCCUCAGAGAUUUUGUGGAGGAAGGGAACUGAUGUGGAGUACCCCUGUUACUAGUACUGGCUGGCCGUCGUAUUUUUGAUGUAUUUGAGGAAUUGGUUAUAGCCUGGUCAUACGUACCAGAUUGGAUGCAAGAA